Camellia sinensis is the source of this 1076-nucleotide messenger RNA. Lineage: Eukaryota; Viridiplantae; Streptophyta; Magnoliopsida; Ericales; Theaceae. The record is from RefSeq and is a predicted model, not a curated record.
UAAUUCAAAUGAAUCCAAUGGGGAAAAACACUUGGAAUCCAAUCAAGAACAUCAAGUUCGCCAAACUGCAAGAUUUUGGGGUUAUAUCUUUCAAAUAGUUUUCCAGGUAAACCCCUAAAAGCCAGUAAUUGUAUCAUAGUUUUUUCCUAUUUCAGAAUGAAGAUAUUGAUUUACUAAGAUUAUAAUGUGUUAAAAAGAAAAGAUGCUUCAGCUAGUGAUUUAAUUCAGAAUUGCAUGAAAUGGAAAAAUAUGAUUCAUGUAGAUAAUCCCAAGUGGUUGGAUAAAGUUCCAUUCAGCUCAAUAUUGAAAAAGAAAAAUAAUAAAUUGAUUAAUUAAGCACAAAAUAAGAAACAUAAUAGCCUUGUUGCACAUAGUUAUUGACCUUUUAUUUUUCUCUUCAAUAGAUGAAUGCAGGUGCAGUGAUGCUCACGGACUGCGUCUUUUGGUUCAUAAUUGUACCGUUUCAAGCAAUCAAAGAUUACGAUCUGAAUUUUUUGAUUAUAAAUAUGCAUACCAUCAAUGCUGUUUUUCUGCUCGGCGACACUGCUUUGAAUUGCUUACGGUUCUUUUGGCUUCGAAUUGCAUACUUUUUCCUGUGGACUGCUAUUUAAGUACAUUUUAAAUGGAUCGUGCAUGCUUGCGUUUCGCUUUGGUGGCCAUAUCCUUUUCUUGAUUUGUCGUCUACAUUUGCUCCACUAUGAUGGUUUUAGACAUACAAAUGUGGAUAUGAUUUUUUUUGACAAGUACGGAAGGGCAUUGUUUUUAUACGUCUACCCGUAUAUAUAGUGGUUUGUACAAAUUACUUUUUUGGUGUGGUAAAUAUAAGCUAAUUUGGCAUGGUAGAAAUUAGCAUAUAUGCUAAUUUAGGUUGUGGUACAUAUGUCCUUUUUGUUAAUUAAUUUGGUUAGUCCUGUAUUAUGUAUGAAAUGAAAUUAUUGACGUUGGAUUAGACUUGGUUCGUAUGGAAUUUGUAUUAUAUAUAGAAUUGGACGUUCAAUAUUAAUGUUUUGGAUGGUUGGAGCUAAAAUGUGUGCACAUUGUUGAAUGCUUGAAUGGUUGAUAAUAUAUUUAGUGUU